AUGUUGUGGAAACUUCGUUGGAUAGCGGAUCAGGAGCCUCCACAAUCGCCCUGGGUGGAUCUUCAGACUGCUGAUAUGGCGUACGAAGACUCGAGAUACUUGGAGUUCAAAUUAUCGCGUCUUGUUGCGCCCAUUGCAUUGGCACCUGCAGCUCGAAUUCGUCGUGACAUUGGAGAAUUCGGUCGAGGGGGUGGUAAACUCACUUCACUGGUGGACAAACGAGUUAUGCUGACCCUUCCCUCGGGAGCGUUGAAAAUCGCCUGCACGUACUCCAUUCAGGUUCAACCCAUCAGCCAGCAUCAUGCUCAUCUCCUUCGAGACCAAAACUUGACUUUCAUGUCUCAGUUCACGGCUUGCAGUCCACUCGUUAUUCUUACCGGACCGAAGAAGAUUCUCUUCAAACCGGCGCUCUUCGCUUUGCCCCUGACAGAUACCAAUCCAUCCAAUCAAGUGAUCAUCAUGUCAAACGCCUCCACACCUGAAGCCUUUUUGGGUCACAAAAAACCUAAGACUCAUCGAGACGGCAAUUCGGAGAGUGAAGAAAAUGUUGUUGAUGAGGAGGAGGAGGAGGAGGAGGGAUCUGAACACGUUAGUGAAGACGAAACCAGUCCUCGUGAACUGGAUCCAUUCCAACGUUCUCUCCUUCUACCCAAGUUGCUUGCAGGCGCAAAUUCUGGCCAUUCCGAAGUCAAUCUGGUCUACUCCAGUAUAGAAGACUCCAACUGGAAGAUUUGGGACAAUGUAGAGUUUGUGGAGACCAAAAAUGUCGACAUUUGCACCUUCAGUUUCAAUCGUAUUGUACCUCGCAAAUUCAUGGCAAUCCAGACCCGAACGAUUGUCGACAACGAUAGCCUUAUUCAAAUGGCACAGGUGCUGGAGCGUAGCCUCUCUCAGCGCAUUGUCUUUGCCUGUCUACGGCAAAACAAACAACAACCGAGUCGAGUCUGCUUUGCCAUCUGUCUCACACAGGAUCUUGAAAAGACCCUGAGUCAGAUGGCAACCAAGGGAUUCACAGAGGGAGGCAAACCAAUCGGUCCACUGUUCGUCUACGAGAGGCAACAGUUUGAUGUAGCGUUAAAGGGGAAUAUUCGUCCGAAGAGGGAAAGCACAGGACGUAGCUCCAUUCAACUGGAUACGGAAAAGGGGAAGAUGAAGAUAACUUUCAACACAUCUCUGCGAAAUGAGUACACAGUUGAGGUGGAAGAAUUCGAUUCAAGCGCUCAAGUGGCUUGUGAGAAAUAUCGCGGAUUUGUUGAGAUCUCCUACAAGCAAGCAACUAAAGUCGCCGCCAAACGAGGCAAAGGUAGAGGUAAUCCUGUGGGACCAAAGAAAUUUGUUAUCGAGUUUCAAACGGUUCCACUCUGCCAACUUCUGGUAACAUUGCCUAAAAAGGCUAUCGAAGUUGACGCGGAUAAGAAUAUCCUCUCCUAUCGUUUCGACUCAAAAGAUGUUGUGACGAAUGAGCUCCUUCAGGAGUUGGCUCGGAAGCUCCCUGGUGAGACUUGGAGACGGUUGGGUAUGGCUCUAGAUCUUUCAAGGACCCAACUUCAAGCGAUUGGAGGAAGAGCUGACUCCUCCCGAAAGAACAGAGCUCUAACGAUGCUGCGAAGCUGGAUUAAAAACCUUGAACUCAGAGUGGAUAGAGGUGAAAAGCUGAGAACAGCCCUAAUCGCAAUUGGUCGCAGUGACUUAGCCGGCGACCUUAUUUCUCAAGAAAAGGCCGACUUUACAGCCACAUCCUCGUCCGUCGGCACGCCUAUUCUCACUACCCCGCCCACCAUGAAUUCUAAGUAG
Molecule: messenger RNA, 1794 nt
Organism: Hydatigera taeniaeformis
Lineage: Eukaryota; Metazoa; Platyhelminthes; Cestoda; Cyclophyllidea; Taeniidae
Source: the annotation of a GenBank genome assembly